AGUACCAAACAGCACAAAGCUGAUGCCCCAUAUAGAACAUUACAGACUCAAUAUAGGUGAUUGAUGAUACAGAAUGCGUAACUGAUUAACAAUACAGUUUGCAAUUCCUGCUUGACUACUGCUGAAAACUACAGAUUUUUGCAGUUAAUGCCAACUGGAAAGAAAUAGAAGAUUUCAGAGUAGAAGGUCCUGCUUUUAUACUGCCAAACCUCCAUCAGUAAGGCAUAUUCAGUCACCUUUAUGGUCCUGAUCUUUAACUUUUUUUUUUUUUGUGAAAGAAGUCCUUUACUCAGUUGUAUUAGACUGGCUUUUUAUUCAUAGUCAGGUUAGACUGUUUUCCUUUGAAUGAGGCCAGAAGAUAAAACUGGAGUCAUGGAAUGCCUUCAGUGAUCACUCUACCACCUGACCUGGCAGGAUGCUAUUUUUAGAGUUUAGUAGUGAUACUGGGCAUCAAGAGGGACAAGAAAAAAAACUUUCCAAAUUAAAAGAGAACAACCAAGAUCCAAAGAUCACUGGGAUCAGACAAAAAUAAAAUGGGAUAAAAAUAAAAGCCAAGAGGCAAUCUAUUGGAAUUUAGGGAAAAGUGGGAGUCCCAGGAAGGAAGGAUGGAGGGCACUGCAGGUAUUGGAAAGCCGGUACAAAAACUUCAUGAUGGAAGAUCCAUUCCUUCUACAUUGGCAAGAAGGUACCUUCCAGCUCUUGAAUGCUAGGUUUCUGAAUUUUGGAGGUGCACAAGAAUUAAGUUAUUUUUACUAAGGAGGCCAGGGGAAAAUGGCUCAGUUAAUCAAGGUCACUGAGCAGAGCAGCAGGUAAUUACUCCCACACCUGCAUGGGUCUGCACUAGUACUACCCGGAGGUGCAGAGCAGGGAUUAGCUCCGAGCUAGCAUCCCGGGGCGGAUGAAGGUGCAUGGCCUCGGCAACAGAUUCUAACGCAGCCGACAAGCUGGGCCAGGGCGCAUAAGCGUGGCUGCAGCAGCAGCCUGGGCUCUGGGCUCCAGUGCACCUGUCGCAGCACGAGCCCUGCGCAGAAGCAAGGAUGGCAGGUAAACCUCUUUCAGAGAUGUUUUGUCCUUCCCAAGAUGGCCCCAGACCCUGCACGGCCCGCCCCCAACAGCGUCCUGACCUCCUCUAAGGCCGCCACUUCCUGUUCAAGGACCCUGAAGCCUGCUCCGCAUCACGCCUGGACGGACGCGGUAUGCAUGGGUUCUUUCUGGCCCGAGAGGAGGCUGCCUGAGGGAAGAGCCUCCUGUGGCCCUACGGCGCCCCCACGGACAUCCUGCCGCUGAAGCGCCACGGGCAGCUUCCCAGCUCGGCGCGACAAGAUUGCGAUCCGGCGCGGCCCGGGGCUACCUCGUUGUCAUCGCUGACGUCAGAGCGGCGUCGGCGUCGGGCUCGCGGGGAAGAGUCGCGGGUGGCGCAAGAUGGCGGCGGCAGCAGCAGCGGCGGCCGCUUCUGGGUCCCGGGCGGAGUCGGCUGCGAUAUCGGCGGCGGUGGUGGCAGAGGAGACAGAGAACAAGGAGGCAGCGACGGCCUUAGCCGUGAGGGCGGCGCGUGGGCGCCCUGAGCACAAGGAGCAUUCGGAGGAUUCGGGCGGGGGCGGCGACGGCGUGGACGAAGAUGAGGAUGACGAUCUGGGUUGCUCCUCGGCGGAGGACGACGAUGACGAUGACGACGACGAUGAGGAAAAGGAGAACGAGGCGGAGAUCCAGCGGCUAGAGGAGCAGCUUUCCAUCAAUGCCUUUGACUACAAUUGCCACGUGGACCUGAUAAAGCUGCUUCGGCAAGAAGGGGAACUUAUCAAACUGAGAAGAGCUCGCCAGAAAAUGAGUGAACUUUUUCCUCUUACUGAAGAAAUCUGGCUGGAUUGGUUAAAGGAUGAGAUCAAGAUUGCCUCAGAUGGUUCAGAUCGGGAGAAAGUAUAUGAACUCUUUGAGCGAGCAGUGAAAGACUAUAUUUGUCCUGAAAUUUGGCUGGAGUAUGCCCAGUAUUCAAUUGGUGGGAUUGGUCAAGAAGGCGGUAUUGAGAAAGUUCGCUCCAUAUUUGAAAGAGCCCUUACUGCAGUUGGCUUACAUGUGACCAAAGGAGCAGCCAUGUGGGAGGCGUAUCGGGAGUUUGAGAAUGCAAUUCUGAAAACAGUCCAGCCCACUCCUGGCCGUGUCCCAACAUGUAAGCAGCAGCAGACCCUGGCUCUACAGCUUGAGAGAAUCCACACGCUCUUCCGUCGCCAACUGGGCGUCCCACUUCUAGACAUGGAAGCCACCUAUGCAGAAUAUGAGGAGUGGUCCAACGACCCAAUCCCGGAGUCGGUCAUGCAGAACUAUAAGAAAGCGCUACAGCAAAUGGAGAAGUGUAAACCCUAUGAAGAGGCCCUGUUGGUAGCAGAGACACCAAAGCUAGCCGAGUAUCAAACAUACAUUGAGUUUGAGUUGAAAGCUGGCGAUCCUGCUCGUAUUCAGUUAAUCUUCGAGCGUGCACUGGCCGAGAACUGCCUUGUUCCCGACUUGUGGGCCCGUUAUAAUCAAUACCUGGAUCGGCAGUUGAAAAUGAAGGAUCUGGUCUUAUCUGCACACGACCGCGCUGUUAGAAACUGUCCCUGGACAGUUGGACUCUGGAAUCGGUAUCUCUUAGCCAUGGAAAGACAUGGAGUUGCUCAUCAGAUUGUUUCUGAUAACUUUGAGAAAGCACUGAAUGCUGGCUUUAUUCAGGCUACGGAUUAUGUGGAGAUCUGGCAGGCGUACCUUGAUUACCUGAGGAGAAGAGUGGAUUUUAAACAAGAUUCGAGUCGAGAGCUGGAGGAGCUGAGGGCUGCCUUUGCUCGAGCGCUGGAGUAUUUGGAACAAGAAGUGGAAGAACGUUUUAGUGAAAGUGGAGAUCCAUCCUGUACCAUAAUGCAGAAUUGGGCAAGAGUGGAGGCUCGCCUUUGUAACAAUAUGCAGAAAGCUCGAGAACUCUGGGAUAGCAUCAUGACAAAAGGAAAUGCAAAAUAUGCUAACAUGUGGCUGGAGUACUACAACCUGGAACGGGCACAUGGGGACACCCAGCACUGUCGCAAGGCUUUGCAUAGGGCCGUUCAGUGUACCAGUGACUACCCGGAACACGUCUGCGAAGUACUGCUCACGCUUGAGAGGAUUGAAGGUACUCUGGAAGAUUGGGACACAGCUGUUCAGAAAACUGAAAACCGAUUAGCCCGAGUUAAUGAGCAGAGAGUCAAGGCUGCCGAGAAGGAAGCUGCCCUUGCCCAGCAGGAAGAGGAAAAGACUGAGCAGCGCAAGAGGGCUCGGGCAGAGAAGAGGGCCUCCAAAAAGGUGAAGAAGACCAAGGCUGGGGACAAGCGGAAGGUGGAUGAAGAUGAGGAGGACCAGUGGGGGGAUGAAGAAGAAGAACAGCCCUGCAAGCGACCAAGAGCUGGGCACAACCUUUCCUUGACCGAAGAGGCAGAAUCCAUGAGCAUGGAGCUGGGACUCUUUGGGAGGAGUGAACCUACAGAAGUGGACCCCCCUUCCAAACAGAAGGAGAGAGCAGCUGCAAUCCGAAAGGAGAUGCCCAAAGUGUUCCACGAUAGCAAUAAAGACAACAUCACUGUAUUUGUCAGCAACUUGCCCUAUGGCCUGGGAGAGCCUGAUGUCAAGCUCAGGCCCCUCUUUGAACCCUUUGGGGAGGUCACAGAGAUCCGCCCCAUCUUCAGUAACCGUGGAGACUUCCGGGGCUACUGCUAUGUGGAGUUUAAGGAGGAGAAAGCAGCCCUGCAAGCCCUCAGCUUGGACCGGAAGAUGGUGGAUGGAAGGCCAAUGUUUGUUUCACCUUGUGUGGACAAGAACAAGAACCCAGAUUUUAAGGUGUUCAGGUACAGCACUGCCCUGGAAAAGCACAAGUUGUUUAUCUCGGGUUUGCCAUUCUCCUGCACAAAAGAAGAACUUGAAGACAUCUGCAAAGUUCAUGGAAAUGUGAAGGACCUCAGGCUGGUCACCAACCGUGCUGGAAAACCAAAGGGGCUUGCCUAUGUAGAAUAUGAAAAUGAGUCACAGGCUUCUCAGGCUGUGCUGAAAAUGGAUGGGAUGACCAUCAAACAGAACGUCAUUAAAGUGGCCAUCAGUAAUCCUCCUCAAAGAAAGCUGCCCGACAGGCCGGAGGCAGGGAGGGCCUUGGGAGCCAUGGUGCCGCGGCAGGUAUAUGGCGCGCGGGGUAAGGGGAGGACCCAGCUCUCGCUCUUGCCCCGGGCGUUGCAGCGCCCCAACAAUCCUGGCCCUAAGACUGAGAAUGGGACAUUCCAGACCCCACCUGGACCCUCUUCUACACCCACAGAGGCACCCAAGAUGUCAAAUGCUGACUUUGCCAAGAUGCUCCUGAAAAAGUGAAUCGGACUCUACGGGAAAUGUGAAAAUGCCUUUUAGAAAGCCAUUUUGUGUCCUUAUUUCUGCUAGCAAGGGGGACCCCCCAUCAUUCCCUGUAAAUACAACUUUGCCCCGUUAGGUCCACCAAAGUCCAGUUUGGGGCUGUAUGUACCAAGCCAGAGGCCUCUUUGGUUUUGACCGAGACAGAAGGCUGGGAUGGGUUUAAAUGGCUUUAAAUGAUCCCUCAUAUUGAGGGUAGGUGACAUGAGGGAAGUGUUCACUUUACAGACAGGCAGGGGGUGAAGUUUCCUAAGAGGUUUUUUGUCUUAAAAGAAUGGAAGGAAUUGAGGAGGACUUAAGCUCCGCUUAUCUCACUGGGGCAGUUGCUCAGUCAGCCUUUUGCCAUUUACCAGAUACUUGCUUCACACCCCUCGGAGCAGACGGGUCUAUCAUUCUUGGCAAAGACAAAAUGGCAGAUGCUCGGAAUUCACCACAAUGGCCUAUUUUAGUAGGGGAAGGGGCAUGUCAGAGAAAAAUGGGUUGGCUUGAUGUUCUGUUCAAAGUGGUCUGUUUUUAUAUUGUGUAUUUGUAAAUGACAUGUCGAACCCUUAUUUUUACGUUUCCUAACAAUGGGAGACCAGAGAUGUUUGUUUUGUAUUCAGAAUUGUGUGUGCUGCCACUGGUGGGUCACAUCCACUUUGUCUGCCCAAGGAACUGGACUCCUCCCUGUUGAGACCCUCCCUUUCACCCCUUGGUUCUGUUUCUAUAUGAUGUCAAAUGCAAACUCCAGUUCUCCAUUUCACUUCACUUAUUAAACUGAAGUUCUCUUUAAAAGAGCUUUUGCACAA
Molecule: messenger RNA, 5180 nt
Organism: Monodelphis domestica (gray short-tailed opossum)
Lineage: Eukaryota; Metazoa; Chordata; Mammalia; Didelphimorphia; Didelphidae
Gene: SART3
Product: spliceosome associated factor 3, U4/U6 recycling protein
Biological process (GO): RNA processing
Cellular component (GO): nucleus
Molecular function (GO): RNA binding; protein binding
Source: RefSeq, a predicted model, not a curated record